UGUGUCUCUCUCUCUAUCUAUAUCUCUCUUUCUUUUCCAUGGGCGUGAAGUUCCACUUCCCAGCUCCUCCAGGCUGAGAGGCAACUCCCGAAAUAGCGCUGCUUGCUGGGAAGACUGCAUGCAGGGGGAGAAAAUGGCUGAAUUGGUCUCACCGAUUACUCGACAGGUUUCUACGGAAAAGUGGAAAGCUGGAACCGCAGUUGCCGACAUCAACCUUAAAGAUGUCGAGGACUGUUUGAUUUACGACCGCCGUGGAGUCUCUUUCCUUUUCAAGAGUUUAUAUCAAGACAGCAAAUCGGUCAUUAUUUUCGUCCGGAAUUUCUUGUGCUACAGCUGCAAGGAGUAUGUUGAUGAUUUAAGCAAAGUGCCAAGAGGAGCGCUGGAGGAGGCUGGAAUAAGACUGGUUGUUAUAGGUCAGUCUUCUCAUCAACAUAUAGAGCCUUUCUGCUUGCUGACGGGCUAUUCUCAUGAAAUAUAUGUGGAUCCAAAAAGAUCCAUUUACCUAAAGCUUGGGAUGAAAAGAGAGGAGACUUUCACAGACUCUGCGCUGCCCAGUCCUCAUGUGAAGUCUGGUUUAUUUAUGGGCCAAAUAAAGAGCAUAUGGAGGGCUAUGACCAGCCCUGCCUUUGAUUUUCAAGGUGAUUUGCAUCAACAAGGUGGAGCCAUCAUUGCAGGACCAGGCUCUCAAGUUUAUUUUUGUCAUUUUGAUAUGAACCGACUGGAUCACAUGCCCAUCAGCUGGCUCCUCCAACUGGCUGGAGUUCAACAGAGCCUGGACUUCAGUCCUAAACCAAAAAUUAUGCAUGUGUAGCAUUAAUUAAUUCGGGAUUACUCUUUUCCUUUAAGCUGCUAGAAGUCACACUUCUUUUGUUCCUGUUUAUGGUGUAAAUUAAAGCUCCUGUGUUACCAAUAUUACUUUCUUGUCUGUCAGGGGUCAGUGGUUAAUAUUUUAAUCUAGUGUCACUUUUAGCCUGAUCUUAUCAGGAUAUAGAUACAAACUACAGUAGAACUGACAUGUUUUAUUUACUUAAGUUGGGAAAGUUCCCAGAACUAUGGGAAUGAGUUCAAAGCAAAAAAUUUAAAACUAAAUGUUUAAAAUGUGAAAAGACGACCAAACAUCAGGAAAAAUGAGGUAGUGAUAACUAGUUCUGCCAAUCUGCAUAAGUUAUAGAACUGAAUAUGCAAAAUAUUUCAUUUUUGAUUUACAUGCCGUAUUUUCUUCAGCCAGCGUGUUCUCAACAUUUGUAUAGAUUGCAUUUAUUCACACGUCAAAGCAAAAAGUAGAAUAUUUCUUGUCGUUUUAGUUUUGAAAAGAAACUACAGUCCUUGGUAAAGUGGCUACUUUUAACCUUUUUACAUUGUGUCACAUUUCAGUUUGCUUUCAUGCAAUUUCAUUUGACUGACCAACUUAAAGUCAUGAAUAAUUGUGAUGUAGAAGAUAAAUUAUAAUGUGUUUUUAAAAUUAUUUUUGCUAAUAAAAAAAACUGUGAAGCGCAUUUAUUUUUAGGCCCUCUGAAAAAAACAGUUGUUAUAGCCACUAUUUAAUGCCAGCGUUUGAGGGGAAGACCCAACCAGUUGUGCACACUGAGAGACUGGCAAUUUUGUAUAUUCUUAUAUUUUUUUAUUGCAAGAUACAACAAUCUCAAUCAAACUUGGAAGUUUCUGAAAAAGACAUUUUUCAAGCAAAUGAAAUUAUACAGCUGGGUUCUGUAGUUCAUGUGGCUUGUUCUGGAUUUUAUAUAGGAGUAUCAAAGUAAAUGAAAAGAGAUGGAAUGGUGCUAUAUAAUAUUGCAGCAGCACAAAUUCUAGGACAUUUCUGAUAAAAUGUAUGAUUAGAGCACAAAUGUCUCCACACAAAUGUACACAUAGAGUAGGGUUAUGCAAUAGGAUCCUAUAAAAGUGAGCAGCAACACUUUUAUAGAACCCUACAAAAGUGAAUACAAAGGCAAGCCACACUUUUCAGAUUAUUAUUUUCAAACAUAUUUAAGCAAUCUUCCUUCUAUCUAACAAAUAAGCACUACUUAGUUGAUCUCUCAUACAGAAUCCCAAUUAGAUGCUCUUCAUGCAAGUUUGUUUUCAUAAUGUGAGAAAGUUUUGGCUAAAAGUAUUCACAGCUUUCAACAGGUAUGAGAACUACUUGAAAGAGUUUUUUGAGCUGAGUUAGUUUUCUAUGUUGGCUUUGUUUGUUUUCUAUGAUUCCAUUCAGAGCCUCUCUCUCUAUGUAUAGCGGAGUGCAAUUUUAGAACUGUACUUUGAGUAAAAUUACUGUUGUACUGACGUUUGUAUUCAUCUUUCAAGUUUUUUAAUCAUAUUAUCAAAUAAAAUGUUAUCUCCCAGCUUCA
Molecule: messenger RNA, 2342 nt
Organism: Xiphophorus hellerii (green swordtail)
Lineage: Eukaryota; Metazoa; Chordata; Actinopteri; Cyprinodontiformes; Poeciliidae
Gene: prxl2c
Product: peroxiredoxin like 2C
Exons: 6
Coding region: 119-811 (230 amino acids)
Source: RefSeq, a predicted model, not a curated record